AUUCUUUAUUGCAUUGCGAGGCUGAUCUGUGAGGCAUGGCGUUUCUUUGGCGGUUCCUCGGUGAACUCUUCCACGUCAUCGAACCCGUGCCCGCUGCAAUAUCUCGCAAGAGGCGUCCUACCGAUGACACAUUUGCAGCAACAGCAAUUCCUCCAUCACAGCCAUCCUCAAUUGGGUACAACGACUUCGUCAAUGCAAUUAUCGACAUAGACGCAGUCAAAGCCAGCUCGAUUGGCAGCAACAGUGGAUCGUCGCGCAGCUUCGAUGAUCCAAACGAUCCGUUGACUCCGAGAUACCAACUCUCCAAUUCACAACAGUUCCAACACUCGGGUACCCAAGAGCAGACGUUGUCGUCCGUGGCACCACAGCGCAUGUCGUCGCAGCGCAGCAUCAAACCGCACCUCGCACCGCAUUUGGCUGUGCCACCACCGCCACCAUCUUCUCGACAUGGAGGAGGUGGCCUCCCACGUUUGCGCGAAAGAUUGACGGAACCUCCGCCCGUAGCCACGACAAAAUCAACGUCGUCGAGACUUCGACAGAGCCAAAAGCCGCCUCCAGCGUCCAUCCAUCGCCGCAACUCCUCUUGGUUAUUUGAAUACCAAGACAAUCCAUCCACGUACGUUGACAGCUUUGGCGCACCGCCCAAGGCGAGCUGUCGCGCCCCCAUGAGCAAUCGCACUCGAUUGAAUACGAUGGUGCCAUCGACGGCCACCUCAUCCACCCAAAUGCACGAUCAACCGCCACCCCAGUCUCUGUCACAUCCGUCGGGAUCAUUCGGGCCGCCCUCGCUCGAGCUUCGAUUGCGACGAUCGCCCCAGCGCAUGCGGAAUCAUGCGUUGAAUAUUGCCAAAGAAAUGAGCGGCCGAAACAGCGCCGAUAGCGGACGAUUCAGCACGAGCUCCCUCCUGAGUCCUCUGGCGGCCACAAGCAAUCGUACGAGUCCAAAAAGGCCAGAAUCAUCGACGACGCGCCGACCUGUCGCCCGUCGGUUGUCGUCGUCAGAGUACUUGGCCCGGCACGCGUCAAGCGACUUUAUGACUGUGCAUCAGCCCGAAUGUACCAUGACGAGUCAGACAUAUGCACCGCGACCGCCGCCGACAGUGUCGAACGUACUGAGUAAUGACAUGCUGAGCCAGUUUCAGGCCAUUCGAACGCGAAGCGACUUUGUUCUCGCGGGACUGCCGCGAAAACCGUCCAUGAACUUGAGUGAGCGACUCCAUGAAGCAGCGCGUCGAAUUCCGCAAGAAACGUUGCUGCCAACGUGUCGGAAAAUCACGCGAACCAACACCCCGAAGACGACCAAGCGAGUUCGUUUCACAGAUUAGAGUAGACGGACGUCCCCACACACUGCCAUCGUCUCGACGACGUAGCUGAACGAUCCAAGAUGCAGCAUAACGUAUGCGAAGAUGAGUUUGCUGGGUGGAUAGAGCCUUACGCUAGCAUUGC
Messenger RNA from Aphanomyces invadans, 1446 nucleotides. RefSeq lists its product as hypothetical. Lineage: Eukaryota; Oomycota; Saprolegniomycetes; Saprolegniales; Verrucalvaceae. The transcript is spliced from 2 exons. The record is from RefSeq and is a predicted model, not a curated record. Bases 36 to 1325 code for a protein of 429 amino acids.